CAGACACAAAAAUGAAGAACAUCUAGCAACAAAACCCACUUCCAAUAGAACUGACGGCUACCUGAUUAAAACAAACUUUUUUCAUUUCAUUAUUUUUCUGCUUCUUUAAAGGAACAGAAAAUAUAUUCAAUUCUGUAAGUUCCCGCGAGAAAAUUUCUAGCCGUUUAAUCUGCCAUGCUCUUACCCGCCAUUUUCAACGUUCCUCAAAUUCCUUCUCAUUCUAUUCCUUAUCUUCUUCCAGCAUCUCCAUCACCCCAAAACAAGAAAAUCUCAAAAUUACCCAAAACCAGCACUAAUUACAGAACUACAUCCUGUUUUGUCUCUGUAAGCAACUCAAUUUCAUCACAACAACUAGAAGAUUAUCCAUUUUCUGGACAAAACCCAGGUUGUAAUUUCUCUUCGAAAUCGGUUUUGAUUGAGCAAUUGGAAGACCCAUCUUUGGUUGGUUCAUGGAUUCAAUCUUGUAGUAAUGUGAAAGAAGUUAGAAGAAUACAUUCGAUUGUGAUAAAGGGGUAUGAGAGGUCUGUUGUUUAUGUAGAUAAUAAUUUGAUUAGCAUGUAUAUUAGAUUUGGUAAACUAAAAGAAGCAAGGAAUGUGUUUGAUAAAAUGUCUGAAAGAAAUGUUGUGUCAUGGACAGCGGUUUUUAAUGGGUAUUUGAAAGUUGGGGUAGAUGAUGAUGAGGUGUUGAGGUUGUUUACUGAGUUUGUUGUACAAGGUGGUAGAGGGAAUUGUCAGACGUUUGUUUGUAUUUUAAAUUUGUGUUGUAGAAGAUUUGAUUUUGAGUUGGGGAGGCAGAUACAUGCUUGUAUUGUAAAAGGGAAUUGGAGUAAUGUGAUUGUUGAUAGUGCUGUUGUGUAUUUCUAUGCACAGUUUGGUGAUUUGUCUGGCGGGUUUCGAGUGUUUGAUAGAAUGCAGGAACGUGAUGUUGUGUGUUGGACGACAAUGAUUUCUGCUUGUGCACAACAUGGGCAUGGAAAGAAAGCAAUUUUGUUGUUUUCAAGGAUGUUGUCUGAGGGUUUUCGUCCCAACGAAUUUACGGUUUGUAGUGUUUUGAAGGCUUGUGGUGAGGAGCAAGAGUUGUUGUUCGGGAGACAACUUCAUGGAGUAGUUGUUAAGAAAAUGAUUAAGAAUGAUGUGUUUAUUGGGACUUCUUUGCUGGGUAUGUAUGUUAAAUGUGAGGAAGUACAUGAUGCUAGGAGAAUUUUUAAUGGAAUGAGAAGGCGGAAUAUGGUUACUUGGACUUCUAUGAUUUCAGGGUAUGCACAAAGUGGGCUUGGGGAGGACGCGAUAAAGUUGUUUCGAGUAAUGAAAAGACGGCAUAUAUGUGUGAAUAAUCUGACUGUUGUCAGCAUUCUUCAAGCUUGUGGUUCAGUUGGGGCUUCCAAGACUGGGAAGGAAGUUCAUGCACAAAUUUUAAAGAAUUCAAUAGAAAACAAUAUAUUUAUUGGAAGUACACUUGUGUGGUUUUAUUGCAAAUUUGGAGAGUACGGCUAUGCAGCGAAAGUUCUUCAGUUGAUGCCUGACAGAGAUGUUGUUGCAUGGACUGCGAUAAUCUCUGGAUGUGUUCAUCUAGGUCAUGGCGUUGAAGCUCUACAAUUCUUGAAACAGAUGUUAUUGGAAGGUGUGGAACCAAACCAGUUUACUUAUACCUCUGUCUUGAAAGCGUGUGCGAAGAUUGAUGAUGUUUUGCAAGGAAAAUGGAUACAUUCCUCUGUCAACAAGACAAAAACUUUGCCUGAUGUAUUUGUGGGCAGUGCUCUUAUUGAUAUGUAUUCGAAGUGCGGCCAUGUUUCAGAGGCAAUUCAAGUUUUUAAUAGCAUGCCCGAGAAGAACUUUGUUUCAUGGAAGUCCAUGGUUAUAGGAUAUGCAAGAAAUGGCCAAUGCAAUGAGGCUUUACAGCUCAUGUAUCGGAUGAAAGCAGAAGGCUUUGAGGUGGAUAACUACAUUAAAACAACAGUUAUCAGUGCAUGUGGGGAUAUUGAUUGGGAUUUGGAGUUUGACCAAUGCAUUGAGUUAUAGGUGACAUGUUCUAAUAUAAGUUUGAAUACAAAUUGGUGAAGAACUGAUACCGUCAGAAUUACAGAUUAUACUGAUUCGUUGUGGGGAUUUCUGGUAAUAAGGAAAUAUGAGCCUCAAUGAGCACCAACAAAAAUUGGUUGGAUAUUUGAUGUUUCGGCUCAGGAUUAAUCUAUAAUUACUGCUAAAUUAUCUCAUUGGAUAUGGCGAUGGCCUAUGAGAUCCUGUGAUUGAAGUCCUUCAAGCGCACAAUGCUCAUUAAGGUCGACUGUGCACUACCAAUAUUUCUAUUUCCAUCUGAAGUCUAUGGAUGUUUCUAAAGGUACUAUACAAGGUGUCCUAUACUUCUACAAUGUUUGGUAAUGACUGCUCGUAAUUCAUUCAAUCAACAUGCUUUGGCACCUCUGGAUAUUCGCAGGCCUUGUAAACAUUGUAAACCAUAUACAAGCGAAGGUGAUUUACCUUUGUUUCCUUAUUCUCAUAGUAGAUGCUCUUGCUAACAGAAGCACACAUCCAUCUUUCUACCAAUUUGUAAAUGCAUUUACACUGUAUUUGUUUCUGGGGUAAGGAAUGCUAUUCCGAGGAAUAUGGUUCCAUUCCUUUGCCAGUUGCUGGGUUCUGCUUAGGUGUUAUGGAUAAUCUUGCAGCAAAACGCAUUACCAUUUGCUGUUUGAUCCCUAUAUCUUCUGCAGAAGUGAAGUUCAGGCAUACAGGAUAUCUCGCGUACUAAUGAUGUAUCAUUAUAUUUCUCUUCGGAUUUACCUGUUUUGAUCAACCCAGUGUGCCGUGCUGUUGAACUCUUGGGGAAAAGAACACUGCUUCAGGUCGUAACAUAGAUCAGAGAUGCAGAGAGAGUGAAGAAUGGAUGUAAUCCAUCCCCUUAACCACUUUCCCACUGUGAAUAUCAUCUGUUAAAAUUGGUACAGUCCUGUCAACUGUGAACCAAUAAAAGUUGUUGUA
Messenger RNA from Papaver somniferum (opium poppy), 2976 nucleotides. Its product is annotated as pentatricopeptide repeat-containing protein At4g18520, chloroplastic-like. The transcript has 2 exons. The record is from RefSeq and is a predicted model, not a curated record. Gene Ontology annotation, biological process: RNA modification. Bases 175 to 2019 code for a protein of 614 amino acids. Gene Ontology annotation, molecular function: RNA binding; protein binding. NCBI's taxonomy places the organism in Eukaryota, Viridiplantae, Streptophyta, Magnoliopsida, Ranunculales, Papaveraceae.